AUGACGACCAGGCAUGCUGAGAUUAAGGUGUGGACCUCAUAUCGCGAGGAGUUAACCAGUUGGUUGUGUCUUUUGGAUGAUCGGUAUGCAACAGAACUUGCAGAAGCUGAGACAAGCACUGUUGAGAUUCUGCAAGCCACCUUGGACGUUGGAAAGGCUGCGCGAUCAACGAAGUUGUGGUUUUUGCUUCGACAGUCAUUGGCCAAGUUUCAGAGAGCACAAGACAUCAUUCAUCUGGUGGAGAUCCAGCAGAAGGGUGCAUCAGCAGGAUACGAGUUUUGGAGACUGUUGAAUGCUGAGCUCUCAGUGCGUUCUCGUGAAGCAGUUUUGCACGUCUUGAAGUUUUUGGACGAAGAUGCGAAGCGCUACCUCUUGUUGCAUCAAACAACAUCUGGGUUGCAGCCAAUGAUGCGAGGUUUGCAGUUUUAUGAUGAGCAGUUGCGAGUGUCUUCUGGAAGCCAAGUCCAGGCUCCGAAUCCGAAAGCAACGGCAACUCAGCCAACCACGAAGGGAGAUGUUGGCAAGGGCCAGCGCCAGAGCCAGCAGAAAGGCGUUAGGACAUUCCUUGAGGGAUCCUAUUUUGCCAUGUCGAACUUUGCGGUUGACAGUUUUGCGAUGCCAGCAGUCUCAGCAAGCGGUGUUAAGCAUGAGGAAGGAGUUUUCUGGUUGCUUGACUCUGGAAGCUCUUACCAUGUGAUCAGCCGAGAGACCUUGGAUUGUGGCCAUGUGAAGGUUGGAAGCGACAUGCAUGCGACAGUUGAG
This is a messenger RNA of Symbiodinium necroappetens, 762 nucleotides long. NCBI's taxonomy places the organism in Eukaryota, Dinophyceae, Suessiales, Symbiodiniaceae. The record is from the annotation of a GenBank genome assembly.